AUGCGCGCCGAUACCGAUCGCGCCGAGUCCGACUCAGAUGCUGCCAGCGUGUCUGGCGUGUCGGUUUCGUCGGCCGAGUCCGACUACCUCGACAACACUACAUCACGGAAACGCCGCCGGACAUGCCCCACUGCCGAAGCCAUUCGAGCCGAGCUCGAAGCCGCCGUCGACGACGAUGAGGACGAUGAAGACGACGAGGGCAAUGGCUCUGGGAGCUUCAAGCCCACCAUGACCGCGAUUGCAGCGCCCUCGAGGAUUAAGCGGGCAGCGCAGGCGACCACCAGUGGGACCCCAACUAUCCCGCAGAACCGCAUUCAGGCGCCGGUCGAUCCAAACACAACCUUUUCGUCCCUCCAAGUCCGACCAUGGCUCGUACAGUCACUUGGAAACAUGGCCAUCAAGCGACCAACCGGCAUUCAAAAGGGCUGCAUCCCCGAAAUCUUGAAGGGGAGAGACUGCAUCGGCGGCAGCAGGACCGGUUCCGGAAAGACGGUUGCCUUUGCCGUGCCCAUCCUGCAAAGGUGGGCCGAGGACCCAAGCGCAAUCUUUGGCGUCGUCUUGACGCCCACCAGAGAAUUGGCAUUGCAGAUCUAUGAGCAGUUCAAGGCCAUAUCCUCACCGCAAAGUCUCAAGGCCAUCCUCGUGACUGGUGGAUCGGACAUGCGCGCUCAGGCGAUUGCCCUGUCCCAGAGGCCUCACAUUGUCAUUGCCACGCCUGGUCGCCUUGCAGAUCACAUCAGAACAUCUGGCGAGGACACGAUAUGCGGCCUGAGGCGAGUGCGCUUCGUUGUUUUGGAUGAGGCGGAUAGACUCUUGCAUGCCUCCGGCCCGGGCAGCAUGCUUCCAGAUGUGGAGGAGUGUCUGGGUGUGCUGCCGCCCGCCACGGAGCGCCAGACCCUGCUUUUCACGGCUACCAUUACCCCCGAGGUUCGAGCCCUCAAGAACAUGCCCCAGAAGCCGGGCAAACAGCCGGUCUUCGUUUGCGAGGUCGACACCCAGAUGCUUGCCAUCCCCACGACCCUUACGCAGACGCACAUUCAAAUCCCCGUCACCCACAAGGAGCACUACCUGCACGUCUUUCUUCUUACCGAAGCCAACAAGGACAAGACGGUCAUCAUUUUUUGCAACCGGACUUCAACAGCCGAGUAUCUGCACCACCUGCUCCGGCUCUUGGACCACCGCGUCACCUCGCUGCACUCGAAGCUCCCCCAGCGUCAGAGGAUUGACAAUCUUGCGCGAUUCCGCGCGUCAGCUGCCCGUAUUCUCGUCGCUACCGAUGUGGCGGCCCGUGGUCUGGACAUUCCCGAGGUCAGCCUCGUCGUUAACUACGACAUUCCCCGCGAUCCGGAUGACUAUAUCCACCGCGUCGGUCGUACCGCUCGUGCAGGCCGCAAGGGCGAAGCGGCGACUUUUGUCGGACAACGUGAUGUGGAGCUAGUUCUGGCGAUCGAGAAACGCGUGGGCCGCGAGCUCGAGACCUGGGAAGAGGAGGGCGUUAACCUGGAGACAAGAGUCAUCCGCGACGCGCUCAAGACUGUGAGCGAGAAGAAGCGGGAGGCAUUGCUCGAGGUGGAAGAGGACAGGGAAGUCGGCGGCAAGCGGAAGAGAACCAAGCAGAAGCUUCACGCUGACUAG
Purpureocillium lilacinum is the source of this 1635-nucleotide messenger RNA. RefSeq names its product putative RNA helicase. The record is from RefSeq and is a predicted model, not a curated record. NCBI's taxonomy places the organism in Eukaryota, Fungi, Ascomycota, Sordariomycetes, Hypocreales, Ophiocordycipitaceae. Gene Ontology annotation, molecular function: RNA helicase activity; nucleic acid binding; ATP binding.